AUGGUGGUUACGAUUGGUUAAGUACAUCAUGGAGGAAUACAAAUAAGAAUAUAGAAUAUUAUAAUUAUUAUUAUUAUUAUGUUAAUUCGUCCAUGGGUUACGUGUUGUGACGCCUCUGGUUUUAGUAAUUUUUACUGCAUAUAAUAUUUCAAUCCAAAAGUCCCUAAGUGUAAUUUGAACACAGUAUUUAAACGUGAAAAAUUUAUGUGAAUAAAACUAACCUAUUUAAAAACAUGAAAAAACCGGGAAAUGGUGGGAACGUUUUUCUCAUAAAAUAUAUAUCUUCGUGCAAAAAUUAAGAACAUUUAAUACAUUAUUCUCAGAAUGUGUGACAAAUACUUGCUGUCUUACUACAAUGAAGUCAUAAGGGAUAUUUUAAAAGAAACUGAUGUAACCAAACAUUUUUCUGUUAAUAUCAAUUUUGUAGAAUUGUCCGGAAACGAUCCAAACUUGGGGAAUAAUUUCUUACGAGCUCCAGAGAAGUCACUUGAAGAAUGGAACGGAGCUCUACACAAAGUACAAACAAACUUGACGUCACAAUCUGAGGAAAACUACACGUUUAAGAAAAAUGCCCACUGCCGAAUUUAUAGUUUGCCUUUAUAUCCAGAAUUGCAUCGAAUUAAAUUUCCUCAAAAUGAUGACACCAACAAGUUUUUGCAAGUUUCAGGCACUGUUGUUAGAAUGACAGCUGUAAAGAUGUUGGAGUAUCAACGCCAGUAUAUUUGCACGAAGUGUAAGUACGUCAUGAUGGUUAUGGCAGAAUUUGAAAUGAAAAAUAUUAUCACACCUCCAAAGAAGUGUGGAAAUCCUGAAGAAUGUAAAGGAACAAAUAUAGUCAGUAUGGGGGAAUUAAAUGCUGAAUUUUGUAAAGAUUACCAGGAAAUAAGAAUGCAAGAAACUGUUAGCAAACUUGAUGUAGGUUCAAUGCCAACUUCAAUGUGGGUGACUUUAGAAGACGACUUGGUGGAUUCUUGUAAACCAGGGGAUAACAUCACUGUUUGUGGUUUAGUCAAAAGAAGACAAAAUCACUUCUAUGUUGGCAAAAAAAUGGAAAUUGAGUUGGUGAUCAAAGCGAAUCAUGUUCAAGUAAAUAACAAUAACGCAUCUGCACUUUCACUGACACCUGAACUUAAGGAUAUGUUUCAAGCUUUUUGGAAAACUUAUGCCGACAUGCCCCUAGCGGCUAGAGACAUUAUAUUGAAAUCAAUCUGCCCACAACUUUUUGGACUCUAUAUAGUUAAAUUAGCAACAGCUGUAGUAUUAGCAGGCGGAAGUAGUCUUCAUAACACUUCUAAUACUGGCGUAAGAGUACGCGCUGAACCGCACUUAUUGUUGGUAGGUGAUCCCGGAACGGGUAAAUCGCAACUGUUGAGAUUUGCUUCUAAAAUUAUUCCUAGAUCAGUACUAACAACUGGGGUAGGAUCAACAGCGGCUGGUUUAACUGUUACUGCUGUUAUGGAAAAUGGAGAGUGGCAACUAGAAGGUGGGGCUCUUGUGAUGUCAGAUGGUGGUAUUUGUUGUAUUGAUGAAUUUAACACAAUGAAAGAACAUGAUAGAACUAGUAUUCAUGAAGCAAUGGAACAGCAAACAAUUAGUGUGGCUAAAGCAAGUAUUGUGUGCAAACUUAGUACAAGAUGUUCAAUAUUAGCGGCAACCAAUCCUAAAGGUAAUCUUGAUCCGUCACAAUCACUAAAUAUGAAUGUCGCUCUUGCAAGCCCUUUAUUGAGUCGUUUUGAUUUAAUUUUACUCCUUCGAGAUAAACUUGAUGAGGAAUGGGAUUCUCAGCUUGCUGAUUAUAUUUUUCAAUCUUUUGAGAACUGCAAUUCUUCGAAAUUAACGGAGAAUAUUAACUGGACUAUAGAAAUUUUGCAAGCGUACUUCGCUGUUAUUAAAAAAAUCCAUCCCGUUUUGACAGAAGAUUCAAAUAAAAUUUUAAGUGGUUAUUACCAAAUUCAAAGACGAAAAAAUUGUCGGAACAAAUCUCGUACCACAGUUCGUCUUCUAGAUAGUUUGGUCAGGUUAUCGCAAGGGCAUGCCCGUCUGAUGUAUCAUGAAGAAGUAGAAAUAUUAGACGCAAUUAUCGCAGUGAUAUUGGUUGAAACAGCUAUGGAAACUGAAUCUUCAGUAUUCAACUUACGUUUUAAUCUUAAGAAUGAUUUUCCCCAAGAUCCAACUAGUAACUACAGAGAAGUUAUGGAAAUUGUACUUAAACGAUUAGACCUUCAUGAUUUGCUAGAAAGAGAGCUUGACAGAAUAAAUAAUGGAAGCAAACGAUCCAAUAAGUCGGAUCCAGGUACUGGAAAGAGUAAUUUGCUUUCUGAAGACGUAAAGUCUAAAUUUUUCCGUGUCCAAAAAGCAUCUGAAGAAGAUAUUAAACAGAAUGGCAAAACUUACGAAGAAAAUGCUAAACAAGUAAAUAAUAAAUCAAUUAGUGCUGAAAAUGUGAAAAGGGACCAGAACAUAGAGUUACGUUUGGAACACCCAGGCGUUAAAAUAGAUGAAAAACAAAUUAAUUUUGAGGCAACAAAAAAUAUAGUUCAACAAGAAAGUAAAACAAAAAGAACUAAAGUAUCCAAUGCAAACGCUACUACUACAAAAAUCCAUGACAUAGAAUGCCAAUCCAAAGACAUACAAAUUGUAAAAAAUAAUGUCAGUAAUGUAACUAAAGGAGACAACAUUAAUAUUUGCGACAAAGAAAAUGUAGAAUGUAUUAAUUUGAAUGCGAAAAGAAAAAAAACUAAAAAUAACAUUAAUCCAAAGAAAAUAAAAUUAAAAAACGAAGAAAAUGAAUUGCAUCAUGACUUGGCCGCGUUGAAAUGCAUGCCUAGUGUUAAUGAUAUUUUUAACAUGGAUGAUUAUGAUCUAAAUGACCCUGGUUUAAAUUUUGAAGAAAAUAGAAACGAAAAAGACAGUGAUGAUCAUGAGAACGUAUCUGGAUUGUGUUCCAAAAUCAACGAAAGUAGUGAAACAAAAGCCAUAGGGGAAACAAAAAAUAAAACGGAUACAAAUGGGGAGCAAAUUUCAAAAGUUUUAUCACAACGUAUAAGAACUAAGAACUUCUUGAGUAAGUUUAAAUUUAUUCCAAAAGAAAGUGGGCCAUCCACUGUCACCACAGACGACAAAUCACUUCAAAAUAAUACGAAUCACAAUUUUGUUAACAUGGCUGGUGAGGACGAUCAAGUUAAUAUGCAGUAUAAAAAUUCUGUAUCAGAGAGAUUGUCGAAUAAUCAGUUAGUUAUAAAUGAUACUGAUACUAAUGAUUUGAAUGACAUUUCUUUUAUGAAUGUUGUGUCUAGUACACAAACAGAAAAACCCGCGAUGUCUGAAGAAAAAAGUAACAAUUCAUUUGAAAGUGGAAACGUUGAUUUUGACAUAUCUUUAGUAAGUGCUAAACGUAGCACCAAUUCAGAAAACACCACAGAUGAUACACUGUUAACAACUAACAAACCUACAACCACAAAAAAGUUCGACUUCAAAAAAGUAUGCAUUUCUGAUAAGUUAAAACCACAAUCUGAUGUUCUUCAUGCACCGUCUUCAAUUUUCGAAAGUCAAGAAGACAUCGAUAAUUUGGAUCUAGACUUAUAAGAGUUUUUUGUUAUGUAACAUAAUAGUUAGAAAAUACAUUUAUUUGUUUGUAUGUAUAAAAUACACUUACUGUAACGACAUUAA
Molecule: messenger RNA, 3669 nt
Organism: Zophobas morio
Lineage: Eukaryota; Metazoa; Arthropoda; Insecta; Coleoptera; Tenebrionidae
Product: DNA helicase MCM9-like
Exons: 9
Coding region: 325-3585 (1086 amino acids)
Biological process (GO): DNA replication; double-strand break repair via homologous recombination
Cellular component (GO): nucleus; MCM complex
Molecular function (GO): single-stranded DNA helicase activity; single-stranded DNA binding; ATP hydrolysis activity
Source: RefSeq, a predicted model, not a curated record